Punica granatum (pomegranate) is the source of this 792-nucleotide messenger RNA. NCBI's taxonomy places the organism in Eukaryota, Viridiplantae, Streptophyta, Magnoliopsida, Myrtales, Lythraceae. The record is from RefSeq and is a predicted model, not a curated record.
AUGCCGGUCUCAUAGAUUUUCUGGUCGCCCUCAUCUCAGCUUGAGUUCAGUUCAUUCAUUCAGUCCAACAGAUAACACGACCAUCCCCCAGAAAUCAAAUCGAAAUCGAAGCAUAAUGGCCUUCGCUCAAGUCUCUGCCUCCCCUUCCCUCUCUGUCCGCGAUGUUUGUGCCGUUGCCUCGCCAAAGAGCGCUCAUGUCGUUCCUUCUCGGGUAACCUCUUCGAACAUUGCUCUGGUUCGGACCGUCUUUGCCACUGGUUCUCCUCUAGUGAUUCCAAGAUCUUUGAAAGCAAGGAAAUCCGCACGCGUGGCAGCAUCUUCAGCACCCAUAAGAUGUGAGCAAAGCACUCAGAGCAGUUUGGACAUAUGGCUAGGUCGUCUAGCAAUGGUUGGGUUUGCUGUGGCCCUUAGUGUCGAAAUCGCAACAGGAAAGGGGCUCCUUGAGAAUUUCGGGCUCACAACUCCUUUGCCUACUGUCGCCUUGGCCGUUACAGCACUCGUUGGAGUCCUAACAGCCAUUUUCAUCUUCCAAUCAGCCUCUAGGAAGUGAUCUCAUAUGGAUAACUCCGGUGGAUCAUAGUAUGUCUGCGAAGUUUGUGAUUACAGGGAAAGAGUUAUAUACAUUAACUAUUGUCUUAUGUUCCAAAUUUUUUUAUUUGUGCCAAAGAACUACGCACAAAUCAUUUCCUAGCGUAACGUAGCAAGGAUUUGUUCUAAAUACGUAAUGUAUGUUUUCUUCGUAGUUCAAUAUCUAUCUUGAAAUAUUAUUGCAAAGAAUGAUUAUUCUUUUCU